CCUUAUCUCUUCAUUUCAUGGAGGCUAGGCAUUACCAUGAAGUAUAAUGAAAUUUCCCACUGCAGCCACCCUCAACACAAGCUCAAAUUCGAGUACAAUGAAGCUCCAUUCAAGUGCGACGGCUGUAAAGAGGUAGGAAUUGGGUCGCGUUACAAGUGUUCCUUCUGUGAUUUUGAUCUUCACAUGCACUGUGCUAUUCCUACCCCUUCAAUCUCUCAUCCUUUCUACACCAAAUGCUCCUUCCAGUUCCUUUCACGGCCGCCGGAUGACCAACCUCGAUAUUGCAACGCCUGCGAGAGGGACGUUAACGGCUUUGUCUAUCACUGCAAGUCGUGUGGAUUCGACCUUCAUCCCUGCUGUGCGAAACUGCCGAUGGUGCUGGAUGACGGCGAAGUGAAGCUGUAUUUGUACAGGAAGGUGAGCUCCUCGUGUCACAAAUGUGGACGCAAAGGUAGGAGCUGGAGUUACAGGUCGACGUGCAAGAAGUAUAACUUGCACGUGGCAUGUGUGAAGGAUAUGUUGGUGGAGAGUUGGCAUGAGUUGUAUUAUGGACAUGGGAAAAUCAGGAGAUUGGAGACUAGAAUUCCAAGUUUGAAGAAUACUCUGCAAACCCAUCACAAGAAGAGGAAAGGGAAGGUGCAGAAAUGUUGCGAGUUGGCUGGUUUGGCUGUGCAAUUCGUGAUUUCUGCCGUGCUCGGUGAUCCCACCACUCUUAUUGCGGGGGUUAUUGGGUCCUUGAUGUCGAGAGGAUGAUGAUCCACAAUUGAUAUUCGGCACGGGGGAAUUGUCUGAAACCAGAUGAUAUGAAAAAUUAUCAUAUUGUUGUGGGUCUUUCAAUAAUGAUGUUAUUGGUUUCUUUUUUAAGGGGAAAUUCCUAGUACUAAUCCUUUCUAGGGGUUGAAACAAAAAUUAACA
Molecule: messenger RNA, 915 nt
Organism: Mangifera indica (mango)
Lineage: Eukaryota; Viridiplantae; Streptophyta; Magnoliopsida; Sapindales; Anacardiaceae
Exons: 1
Coding region: 37-753 (238 amino acids)
Source: RefSeq, a predicted model, not a curated record